AUGGGCUCGUGCCUGUCGAAGAGCAAGGAGCGGCCGCCUGACGCGUCCAAAGCACCGCCAGCCGGUGCCGACGCAACUCAGACGGCUCCGGCUGCCGUGCACGCGAAGCCGGCAAGUACAGAUGAAGUGAAAGCUGCCGGACCGUCAAGUCCAGGAAAAGACGGCAAUGAGGGUUCACAUGGAGUGGGAGGAGCAGCAGCGGGAGGCGCGGAAGCAGCAGGAACAGCAGGAGGGGCAGCACAGGGGGAAGGAACAGCAGCAGGAUCAGAUGCAAAUGCGAGUAUACCAACAGGAACAUCAGCGGGGAAAGAAGCGGAAAAUAACUCAAGUACUACAACCGCAGUCGACGGAGCCGCGUUACAAUUCGCGAAGUACGACAAGAACGACACGACUAUUCCGUUAGGGUUGCGCACGGACUUCGGAUAUAAACGAGACUUUGAGGCACACUAUAAGCUGGGCAGGGAGCUGGGUCACGGGCAAUUCGGCACGACUUACGAGUCGAUUCAACUAGCCACCGGCGAGCGGGUGGCAGCAAAGGCUAUCGAAAAGAAGCAGAUGAAGCUGCCUAUAGCAGUGGAGGACGUGCGGAGGGAGGUGGCGAUUAUGAAGCUGCUGUCGGGCCAUCCCAACGUGGUGCAGUUCAUAGACGUGUUUGAGGACACCGACUUUGUCUACAUCUGCAUGGAAAUCUGCGAGGGUGGAGAACUCCUCGACAGAAUUCUGAGCAAGCGUGAGAACAGGUAUUCAGAGAAGGAUGCGGCAGGGGUGGUGCGGCAGAUGCUGAGCGUGGUGGCCAAGUGCCACCUGCACGGGGUCGUGCACCGCGACUUGAAGCCUGAGAACUUUCUCUUCAAGUCCAAGGCAGAGGACUCGCUCCUUAAAGCCACCGACUUUGGCCUCUCGGACUUCAGAAAACCUGGCAAGCACUUCACGGACGUGGUUGGCAGUGCCUACUACGUGGCUCCAGAGGUGCUCAAGCGGCGGUCGGGACCAGAGAGUGACGUGUGGAGCAUCGGGGUUAUCACAUAUAUCCUGCUGUCUGGGAGGCGGCCAUUCUGGGAUAGAACGGAGGCAGGGAUCUUCAACGAGGUGCUGAAGAAGCGGCCUGACUUCAGGGAGAAGCCAUGGCCGCACGUGUCAUCCAGCGCCAAGGACUUUGUGAAGAAGCUUCUCAAGAAGGACCCCCGCGCGCGACCCACUGCCGCCCAGGCCUUGUCGCACAAGUGGGUGAAGGAGGGAGGAGAUGCAUCAUCUGUGCCACUGGACAUAGCAGUGCUGUCCAACAUGCGGGAGUUCGUCAAGUACUCACGUCUCAAGCAAAUGGCGCUCAAGGCCCUGGCGACAACACUGGAGGAGAAUGAGGUGCAGGCUUUAAGGGAUCAGUUCAAUGCGAUGGAUAUAAACAAGGAUGGCACCAUCACGAUCGAUGAGAUCAGACAGGCACUAAGUCACGACCUGCCAUUCGAAGUGAAGGAGUCGAGAGUGCUGCAAAUUCUCCAAGCGAUGGACACCAACUGCGACGGCAUUAUUGACUUUGACGAGUUUGUGGCGGCAACGCUGCACGUGCAGCAGCUGGAGGAGGCCGACUCCACCAAGUGGCAGGAGCGCUCUCGGGCCGCCUUUGCACAGUUUGACCGCGACAACGACGGGUACAUUGACGCUGAAGAGCUGCGCAUGGCUGCCCAGGUUAAUUUCCCGCUGGAUAACUUGAUAGCAGAAGCCGACACGGACGGAGACGGUCGAAUCAGCCUUCCUGAGUUCCAGAAGCUUUUGAGAUGCGCGAGCAUUAAUUCCCGCACCAACACGUCUCGCUCCCGGGGUCGAUCCUGGCUCGGCCAAACCAUCGACGAGUAG
Messenger RNA from Closterium sp. Yama58-4, 1854 nucleotides. The record is from the annotation of a GenBank genome assembly. Lineage: Eukaryota; Viridiplantae; Streptophyta; Zygnematophyceae; Desmidiales; Closteriaceae.